Penaeus chinensis is the source of this 7113-nucleotide messenger RNA. RefSeq names its product PWWP domain-containing protein 3-like. The transcript has 13 exons. NCBI's taxonomy places the organism in Eukaryota, Metazoa, Arthropoda, Malacostraca, Decapoda, Penaeidae. The record is from RefSeq and is a predicted model, not a curated record. Bases 516 to 6968 code for a protein of 2150 amino acids.
UACUUGAGCUGCCGAAGGUACGAACUCGCAGAAAUUGCUGAAUUCAUCUCGUAAUGGAGAAAACUCUAACUGCGCAAGCCUCUCUUUCAGCCCCUGUUGAGGAUGUAUCCGGGUGUGUUCCCAUUCUCCAUCUUGGCCGCCAGUGUCCAAGUAUUGAUUUUCAUUAUUCGCCUCAACCAUGCUUCGCUGUGACCACCAAGCGGACUCAAAGUACCGCCCACUCCGUCAAAGCAACCGGAAAAACGCAUUGGCUAUGUUCGACCGACCUUGCUGACUUUAUUUCGACCGAAAAAGACGCGAAAAGACUCUCUGGAUAUUCCCAGGACAUUUGAACCCGGCGGUCAAUGACGUCACGCCGACCCCGCGAUUUGAUUGGCUGACGGCGCUGCCCUCUCCCGAGCGCCGUCGAAGGAGAGCAGCGAGGAGGAUGGGCGUCCCUGCCAGCCUCUCUUAGGACCGAGAAUUUCCCACCACGCAACAGGGCGAUUUGCUUAUUUCACGUCGUGUCAGAUACCAUGGCGAUGUCUUCCAAGAAGAUAACAUAUACCAGUGAUUUUAAGUUAAAGGUACUUGAUUACUAUUUCAAGAAUGGAGGCGAUGAUAAUUUUGGACUCAAGAAGAAAACUGCUCAACACUUCAACAUCGACAAGAAGACUAUCAGCAGAAUGUUAAACAACCCAGACAUGGUGAAAAGGGCACGGAAACUCCUCGCACGCAAGGUUACAACCACUCCCAAGAAUACCCCCAACACACGCCAGGGGGCAGCCAAGACCUCUGCCAAGGCCACCAAAGUUGCUGCGGCUAAAGUGAGUGUUGCCAACACCUCGGGGAAGGUCUCUGCAUCCAGCCAUACCAGUGCCUCAAACAACAACAGCAACAACAGCAGCAGUAGUUACAAAGCAUCUACCUCAUCUGCGAGCAGUACAAAGCAUGCGGGUGGCAGCAGCGGGAGCAAUCAGGGCAACAGUAGCUCGCAGCCCUCAGCAAAAUCCGCAGCUUCAAAGAAUAAGUGUGGGGAUCAGGAAGGAGACAAUGGAAUACAAGUGUUCGACCUGCCAGAGGAUCCUGACUACUCAAUUCUCAAGAAGUCCAUCAAUGCCUCAGCAAAUGGAGUUGCCAACCUGGCCAAACUUCUUGUCACAGGCACGAAAGAGGUACAAAACUUGAUCCUGAACGAGUGUGAUGUGAUCCUAGAGUGCAAAGUGUGCAACAAUCUCUUCAGAUCGGUAGUGAAUUUCCUCGCUCACAAAAGAAUCUACUGCCAAGAAGAGUAUGCAGAUGUCAGGUCACUGUUUCACAAAGAUAAUGUACAGGGCAUUACUAGCCACUCAAGAACCGUAGUUGUAGAGCCAGAACCUCCUCCGGACACCCCACAGCACCUCCAACCCGACCCUUCCACAUCAGCAUCAAAUACAUUGACAGUGCCGGUUAGAUCUGGUGCACAAAGAAGUGAGAGACGGUCGGGUAUUGACUCCAUAGCGAGGAGGUUGGCCAACAAGAGGAAACAACAUAGUCUCUCCUCGUCUACGUAUACUGGGUCUUCAGAUUAUUACCAGAGAAUAAGCGAAAUCAACAACAAGCGAGACAAGCUCAGCCGAGACUGCUCAGUUGUGUUGGAAGACAUAGGGGGUGUUGCCAAUGCAAUGUAUCAAACGUAUGUACCGCCAUCCAAACCUUCUCCGGUAUCCACAAUCAGGAAUUUAAUCGAUGAGGUAUCCGAACACGAAAAGGGUCUAACAGUUGCUAUCAACGAAAAUGGGGAUAUUAUGAAGACAGCAGCUGGGAAUGUUACAAAUAUGGAAGUGGAGCAAACUCCAAGCAAUGCAGAUGUAUCCAAAGAAAUCAUUUGUAGAUUAUGCAAUACAAGAUUUGCUACCCAGAAAACGCUAAGUGUCCACCAACGAACACAGCAUGGCUAUGAAAGAAAUAUAUAUUGCUGCCCCAUCUGUCAAACUACCUUCCUCAACAUCUUGUCUGUUGUCAAGCAUUUACAAAAAGUUCACAAGAAAACGAAAACUCAAAUAGAGAGAUUAAGAAAAGUCAUAAAGAAGAAUAUGUACAAGAAAAUGGUAUACCAAAGAGAUGAGUUCAAAGACCAAGAGGACCUUGAUAGGUCAAAUGACAAAGCAGAGCUAGAGAAGGAGGAGGAAGAGGAGGAAGGGGAGGAGGAAGAAGAAGAGGAAGAGGAAGAGCAAGAACAGGACCAGAACCAGGCCGAAGAAGAAGAAAGAGAGGUGGCUGAGGGAGAGGAAAAUGCUACAUGUGAACAGCCUGCGAAGAUGGAAGUUGACAGCAAUCCACAGAAGGGGAACAGCGCGAACACCACACCCAAGAAUUCUCCUGUCAAAUCCACACUGAAAGGGUCGAGGUCCAAAGAGGGAGUGCGUUGGAUGUGUAAUGUGUGCCUCAAGAAAUUCAUUUCACGGCCGGCAAGUUUGGCUCAUGUGGCCACACACAUCAUCUGCAACUUUGAGCCCAAGGCAGUUUUGAUCCAUGUAGAUAGAGAUGGACAAAUCCUGCCUAACCAGGUCACAGGAUUAGAAACACUGGAAAGAAAUCAGCACAGCAGAAUAAGAAGGAAUAGUUUUGAAGAUGAUAAUGAUGAAGAGAUGGAGGCAGAAGAGGAGGAGGAGGAGGAGGAGGAAGAGGAAGACAACAACAAUGAAGACGAGGAUGUUGAUGUUGAAAGAGUGGAUGAUGUCGAGGAAGAUGACAACGAAGUGGAUAAAGUGCAUUUUAGUAAUAAGUCACAAUUCCAAAGGGAGGUGAAGACUGUGGAGCAGAGUCACAUAAUAGGUAGAAGAAAAAAUAGAAAAGGUGUUGCUAGAAAGAUAAAGCCAGAAAGUGUAGUAUAUGAGACAGAAAAUGAGACGCUGUUGAGACUACAAGGUGCUUCAUGUAGUUCCAGUGAGGAUGAAAAGGAAGUUCGAAAAAUUCAUUCAUCCAAGAUUAUUUCUCCUGUAAAAAUAGAAAAGGUAGAUAGUUUGCAUGUAUCCUCUUAUUCUAAAGGGAAAAAACAGGGGAAAAUUAAUACUAGUGAAGGUAAAAAAAUAAAAACAGUUACAAGCAGUAAAGAGAAUAAGACAAUGAAUAUAAAACAGCAGAAAGUGGUGCAAAACCAGUACUUAUCCAAAACAGAACCUGCUGGGAAAAAUAAAUCAAAGGAAAAUUCACUGAAAACAGACUUGACAGUCCAGCCAUCAACUUCAACUUAUGAAGGAUCAACGACAAACAGUUCCAUGAAGAAACCUGAGCUCAAAAGUACAGAUUACUUAAGAAACCAAAGUAGUCCUUUAAGAGCAAGCUGGAAAGAUCAUUCUGAGGAGGAAGUACACAAGGUAGCCACACAACUCCGACUCUUUGAAGAAGACUGGAGCAGGAGUGAGUCAUCAACCUCGGAUAGUGAGGGUGAGGAAGACCAGUUGGAUGAGAGAAAUUCCAACGAGGGAGGUGAGAACAGUGAACCAGAGCAAGGGAGCAGCUUGGAGAUUGAUGUAGUACCAAGCAUGAGGGCAAAAAGUAAAUGUACUUAUAAAGUAAAAAACAUAGACAACCUGCUAGAAAGGAGUCAGGAUGCUAUUGAUAUAAUAUGUGAAAAGAAUUACCUAGCAGAAUCAAGAUUAAACAGAGAGAAGAAGGUGAUCCCUGUUCCUCCUUUGGGGGAAACUUGUUUACCAGCACCAAGAAAUGCAAGUGAGGAUCAAGGCAGUGAACGUAUCAGAUCCCCUACACAGGAAGAAGAGGAGGUGAUGCCAAGAUUGACUGCCAUUUGGGCAAAUGAGGAUGACACCAUGUCUGAAAAAGACAUUUUAAGUAAAGGUGAAAGUAAGGAGCCUGGGGUUCCUUCAUACUCAUUGAGUCAAACAAAGAUAAAAGAAUUCAAGGUAAAGGCAGAAGAAGAAAAGGGAGAGGUAGAGAAAGAGCCUUCUACAGUGGUUGAAGAAGUGCACAAAAAAAUGGUUACAAAGCCAGGAUGUGAACUAGACAGGGAAGAGGGUACAAACAAAGACAAAAUUACCAUCAAGGAAGAAAUUACGCUCAAGGAAGAGCCCCUAAUUGAGGAAGAUCAGGUGCAGUUGUUUCAGGUCAGAGUAAUGGUUUCAGAAGAGGACAUCAAAAAGGAAUAUGAAUCAGAAAGUCCAAAGAAAACAAACGAAGGGACAGACAUGGAAACAGUUGUGAUAAGUGAUGAUGCAGAUGUUGCUGAAAGACACGUGUCAAGUGCUGGGGGUUGGAGUCUUCUGGGUUUGGAUUUACCAGUUGACGAAGUCAUAGUUGAGGAUGUAAUGGAUGAGAUUGAAAAACAAGUUGAAGAUGGAGAAAGUGUUACAGGUUUGGGUAGUUCAUGCAAAGUGCCAGUGUCCGUUAUUCAGACUAACGUAACGAGUAUGAGCUCAAAAGCUGAUACAACAAAAUUGGCCUCAGCAUCUGUUCUGCUCUCCAAAGCCCAUUAUUUAUGUGAAAAGUCAGAUGGAACAUCCAAACCACAAACGGAGACACCAAAAGUGAAAGAUGGUACCUCAUCCCAAGUCAAAGCACCUGAAAUGUCUGGGAAAUCUGAGAAAUUGGGGGUUUCUACAUCCACUGACAGGAAACCUUUCAAGACAGUGACCUUAGUGAGACCAAAGCAUAUUUCAGCUUCAGGUUCCAGGUCAAAUGUACCAUUUUUCAGUAAGUGUAGAAACACUUUUCCAGUUUCAAAGACAAAUGAGAGUGAAGUAGCCAGUGUAAGCCAAGAAGUAUGUGCAGAUUCAGUUAGCUUACCAAGCACUUCUACAGAAUUAACUAGUCCAUUAAUUGCAUCAGUCAGUCAGACGAAGCCCUGCCCUGCACCUGCAAUUAGUCCUAUUUUAGCUAAAAACCCUGAAAUAGAUAAAGUAUGUAAACCCCUUGAAACUGUUGCAUCAUCAACCAAAUCCUCCAAGUCCCAUCAAGAGGGGAAUAAAACAGACAGUAAAACCAAGUUGGCAGGUGACUCUCCCUACACUAAGAUAGACUUAGCAUCCAGAGAACAAAUACAAGUUUCUUCAGGGUGCCCACAUCAGCUCAAAAUGCCAAAGGAAGCUACAUCUCCGACAUCACCUUGUGCCAUUGCCCCUUCUAUAUCUACCCUACAGACCCAUGUCACCUCAACCCCCAUACAGGUAAUUUCAGCCAGUGCAGCUAGUGGAUGGGAAAAGAAAUCUGAUCAAGUACCAAUAACACAAUCAGUUACUUCAUUGAUCAUUCAACAAAUGUCAGAGAAGGAGAGAUCAUACAAACCUAACCUAGAUAUCAAGACCAGAAGUGUACAGAAUGUAUCUGGACCAAGAAAAUCUGGUUUUAUAACUAUCUCCAAAGCUACAAAGAAUGUUUCUCCUUCCACCGAGGCAGAGAAUGUAAAAGGGACUGAAUUACAAGCUCAUUUUUCAGGCUCAGAUACACAGGAUAAAUCAGGAAAAUCAGUAUCUCGUUGCAGUUUACAGUCUGACAGUCUUGCUCAGAAGAUACUUACAGUGAAAUCUGCAGAAUUGGUGGUUUCAAGGAAAGGAAAAGACAUUGUGGUCACUAGGAAAAGUAAUUUGGAGUCCUUGCAAACCACAGGAGACAAAAUGCACAAGAGGAAACAAGAGGAACAGCUUGACUCUGAGACAACUCAAGCUGCAGGAGAAAAAUUGACCGAAAGUGAAAGUAAAGGGAGACAUGAUGCCAAAUCUUUAUCCCAAGAGAGAGACAGGGACAGUUUAAAACUGAAAAUCAAAGAUUUGGCCCCAGAGGAGUGUGCAGCCGUAAAAACUUUAGUUGGAAUCUCAGAAAGCACCAAAAAAAGGGUUAGUGUGUCCAGUAGCAUUGGAGAAUCUCAUUUAACUUUAAAAAAGCCUUUAGAUCAUAGAAAGUCAAAGUUGAGAGAAGAGUCUCACUCUGAUGCAUCCCCGUCAUGUAGCAUGCCUCAUAGAGACAUCCAGACAAGUGUGUUGAAGGAAGAAGAGGGAAACAAAGUAAGCUCAGAAGCUGAUGUCAGCAAGCUUCCUGCACUGGUUAAGAAUGUUAGCAAAAUUAAAGUUCAAGAUGAAGGGAACAAAAGCGAAAAUAUCAGCAUUAGUUGGACAAGACAACGGCCUGAAGAGAUCAAACAGUAUGGUGGGAAGAUGAAGGAAGAAUAUAUUAAAUAUAAGAAACGCAUUAGACAAAACCAAGAUGAAAGGCAGAAUGUUCCUCUGGAAAAGAGCAAAGAAGAGGAAAGUGCCAGAGGUAGGGAGAUAGACUUACCGGUAGUUGCAGGUGAAGAUGCAGGAGUCGACCUAGUCCAGCCACACAAUUUCAAGCUAUUCAGUAUGAGGGAAGAAGAGGAGCAUCCACUCGAAGGUGAGGAGAUGUUCAGAAAAAACCGUCACAAAGAGAAAAAGAAGGACCAGAAUAAAAAACUCUGGCAGAUGGUGAUGGCAGCUAAGGCAAGAGCCAAGAAAGAAGUGGAGAAGAAGGAUAGUGAUACCCCUUCUGAUGGAGAUCAGGGCAUAGCAGGUGAUGCAGGAGUCUCUGCAGAAGAGCUGGCAAAGGAUCAUGUUCUUACACUUUGGUCUGGUGAAUCCAAGGAAACUUCCACUAAGAGAGAAAGGGGUUCUGCUGAUCAUCAAGGGAGUGAACAUGAGGAGAAACCUUUUUACGUUAAAAGAGCCAAGAUGACACAGUGUGCGGGUGAGGAGAAUAAAGCCGAUGAAAUAAGGAAAGUGGUUCCUGGUGUAGAUCAAUUGAAAAGUAGUUCAGCAAACACUUCGUGGAGAAUCCCAGAUGAUGCUGGAAUGAGCAGCAGUGAAAGAACAUUAAUUCCAAAAGAGAAAGAGGUGGUGAGUCUAGAAAGUGAAGCCAGUGAAUCUCAGGACCCAGUGUCUGCAGCAGAGGUUGACCUCAUGACAACUCUGGAUCAGAAUGCAGUCAUGCGUGAUGCUACAACUUUUGGUGACCUAAGCUAUGAUUAUGAUCUGCAGUGAUUGGGAGACGAAAAUGACAAUGGAUGUUCCUCCGAUCAUCGUUGUGUUAAAUGCGACCGUAGGUUCAUGACAGCUUCGGCUUUGUUGUCGCAUGACAAGUUCUGCUCUCUGCUGCAGAUGAGGCCCGACAUCCCUCCAGAGAGUC